AUGCCAUUCAAACCAGAUUGUUCUGAAAUCAUGCUAGGAAAUUCUAAACAAACGGCAUCUAGAAGGUUAGAUCAACUAUGGAAACGAUUAGAACGGGAUCCGGCUAUGAAAGCGCGGUAUACAGAAUUUCGUAACGAAUACAAAACUUUGAAUCACAUGAAAGAAAUAAAAGAAGAUAAGGGAACAGAUGUCAGGUACUAUCUCCCUCAUCACGGUAUUUUUCGACCAGAUAGCAAAACUACUAAAUUGCUCGUAGUUUUCAACGCAAGUGCGAAAACAACCAGCGGACAUUCUUUGAAUGAUUUAUUGUGUAAAGGAGGGGUAAUUCAGGAAUAUCUAUUUUCAAUUCUAAUUAGAUUUAGAAAGUAUAUUUACGCAUUUACCACUGAUAUUAAACAAAUGUUCAGGAUGAUUGAAGUAGAUUCUUCUCAAACUAAGCUACAAAAAAUAUUAUGGAAAGAGAGUGAAUUUGCAUCAACUAAGAUUUACCAGUUACAAACUGUCACGUAUGGGACUGCAUCUACUCCGUACUUAGCAACGAAAGUUUUACAGCAACUUGCAUUGGACGAGGGAAAGGACUUUCCUUUGGCGUCCAGAGCCGUUCUUCAAGAUUUCUACAUGGAUGACUGCCUUUCUGGUAGUUCCAACUUGAAGGAGUUUUUGAAUCUUCAGUUGGAAUUGACGCAACUUCUCCAAAAAGGCGGCAUGAAUUUACACAAGUGGUGCAGCAACGAAGGUUCUACGACCGAACUUCAGGAAUUUCCUCUGGACAGAAAUUCUGAAGAAAUUGUAGUUAAAACGCUAGGAAUGCUUUGGAAUAGCUCAAGUGAUUCAUUUAUGUACAAGGUUAGCAACAAUCCAAAUCGCAAUUUCACCAAACGAGAUGUACUUUCGGAAAUCGCACGCAUCUACGAUCCACCUGGACUUUUAGGCCCUGUCAUCUCCAAGGCAAAAAUAUUUAUGCAACAAUUAUGGCUACUUAAAUUAGGCUGGAAUGAAACGCUCCCUCCAGAAAUUGCGGAGCAAUGGUACAACUUCGUCAAAACAUUCCCUGAGUUACAUUCUAUCCAAGUGCCUAGAUGUAUUUUAAAAUCCGACACCAAGUCUGUUAUACUUCAAGGUUUUUCAGAUGCAUCUUCAAAGGCUUAUGGUGCAGUUAUAUAUGUGAAAACUGUUUCCCAAACCAACGAAAUAAAGAAGCAACUUCUGUGCAGUAAAUCACGAGUUUCCCCGACCAAAUUCAUGAGUAUACCUCGUCUCGAGCUUUCUGCAUGUUUGCUUCUAUCCAAACUUACGCAAAAAGUCUUAGCCGCUAUUAAAUGA
Messenger RNA from Uloborus diversus, 1323 nucleotides. RefSeq lists its product as uncharacterized. NCBI's taxonomy places the organism in Eukaryota, Metazoa, Arthropoda, Arachnida, Araneae, Uloboridae. The coding region runs from base 1 to 1323 and encodes 440 amino acids. The transcript has a single exon. The record is from RefSeq and is a predicted model, not a curated record.